AUGCAAUGGGUCCUGGUUGAGAGGGAGUUGUUCAGUAUCUACGUCAACGCCUCAAGCAACAGCGUCAUUGUGGAAUUUCUUUUAUUUCUCAUUGAUUCUUUCUUUCUUUUUCUUUCCUUUCGUUCUUUCAUUCUUGAUUCCAGUGCAUUUCCUUAUCUUUCUUUUUCUUAUUCUUUAUUUUAUUUUCUUUCGGCAUUUUUUCUCUUUCUUUCUUUCUUUCUUUCUUUCUUUCUUUCUUUCAAUCUUUCAAUGUUUUCUUUCUUUCUUUCUUUUUUUUUUAUUCGUCUUUUUCAUUUUUCUUUCUUUUUUUCUUUCAAUCUUUCAAUUUUCUUUCUUUCUUUUUUCUUUCAAUCUAUUCUCAAUGUUUCUUUCUUUUUCUUUUUCUUUCUCUUCUCAAUGUUUCUUUCUUUUUUUUCUUUCUUUCAAUUUGCUUGUUUCUUUCUUUCUUUCUUUCUUUCAAUCUAUGCUCAAUGUUUCUUUCUUUCUUUCUUUCUUUCAAUCUAUGCUCAAUGUUUCUUUCUUUCUUUCUUUCUUUCUUUCUUUCUUUCUUUCUUUCAAUCUAUUCUCAAUGUUUCUUUCUUUCUUUCUUUCAAUCUAUGCUCAAUGUUUCUUUCUUUCUUUCUUUCAAUCUAUGCUCAAUGUUUCUUUCAUUCUUUCUUUUCUUUCUUUCUUUCUUUCUUUCUUUUCAAUUCUUUUCUUUCUUUCUUUUUCUUUCUUUCAAUCAAAUGUUUCUUUCUUUCUUUCUUUCUUUCUUUCUUUCUUUCUGCUCAAUCUUUCUUUUUUCUUUCAAUUCUUUUCUUUCUUUCUUUCUUUCUUUCUUUCUUUCAAUCUUUCUUUCUUUCAUUCUUUCUUUCUUUUCUUCAAUCUUUCUCAAUGUUUCUUUCUUUCUUUCUUUCUUUCUUUUCUUUCAAUGUUUCUUUCUUUCUUUUUCUUUCUUUCUUUUUCUUUCAAUCUAUGCUCAAUGUUUCUUUUUUCUUUCUUUCUUUCUUUUUUUCUUUUUCUUAUUUCAAUGUUUCUUUCUUUUUCAAUCUAGAUUCUAAUGUUUCUUUCUUUCUUUUCUUUCUUUCAAAUCUCUUUUUCUUUCUUUCUUUUUCUUUCUAUUCAAUUUUCUUUCUUUCAAUUUCUAUGCUCAAUCUUUCUUUCAAUUUUUCUUUUUUCUUUCUUUCUUUGCUCAAUCUUUUUCAUUCUUUCUUUCUUUCUUUCUUUCUUUCUUUUUUCUCAAUGUUUCUUUCUUUCUUUCUUUCUUUCUUUCAAUUCUAA
Acanthosepion pharaonis is the source of this 1260-nucleotide messenger RNA. The record is from the annotation of a GenBank genome assembly. NCBI's taxonomy places the organism in Eukaryota, Metazoa, Mollusca, Cephalopoda, Sepiida, Sepiidae.